AGUGUCCAUAACGAGUCGGAAACACGAACUCUGUAACAAGAAUCAGCACUCCCAAAUAAGCACAAAAAAAACCCUAAUCCCAAAUAAGCUCCGCCUAAAAGUCUCUAAACAGAUCUGAACAUUUCCGCAUAACUCUCUCUCACAGCUGCCUUGUCGGGUGUCGAGCUUUUCGCUCGAAGCCCGAACCCAACUCGCUGCAAUCAGGCAACGCUGCAGAUUACACCGUCUACAUCCAGAUACCGAGGCAUUUGACCUCCUGCUCAGUCAAAGAUCCACCAAGUGGAGUCCAACACGUGUCUUUGACCGACUGUCACUGUCUCCGUACGCGAUUUCUUCAUAGGUUCGGCGUGUUGUGCUUCACAGCAAUUGAGAGAUGCGGAGAAUAUAUAACUGAGCUUCAAUUUGAUUGAAGCAAUUCCCCACUUCCCCCAUUAUGCAGUAAUCUUCUUACCCGGCGGUGCUUGUAUUUGGUUGCGAAUAGUAAGAUAAAAAUGCGGGAGUUGUAAAGAAGAAAUUUUAGGUCUUGAGCUGGAUUUUGGAACCUUUCAAGGUUUUUUUGUAGUAGUAUUCAGUAUGGGUAUGCUAUGUAGUAAACAUCGGCAAUACAAUCAAGCCGAUUGCGAUGAAAAUGCACAGACUGCAGAAAUAGAAAGGAGGAUUGAACAAGAAGCUAAGGCUGAGAAGCAAAUUCAAAAGCUUCUUCUACUUGGUACUGGAGAUUCAGGGAAGUCUACAAUCUUCAAACAGAUAAAACUUUUAUUUCAAACUGGCUUUGAUGAUGCAGAGCUAAAGAGUUACAUCCCUAUCAUCCAUGCCAAUGUUUAUCAGACAAUAAAAAUACUACAUGAUGGGGCAAAAGAGUUAGCUCAGAAUGGAGAUGAUUCCAUGAAGUAUGCAAUCGCAGAGGAAAAUAAGGAAGUUGGUGAAAAACUCUCUGAAGUUGGUAGUGGGUUAGAUUAUCCCCUCCUGACUAAAGAUUUGGCUAAGGAGAUAGAAGCUCUUUGGAAAGACCCUGCUGUACAGGAAACAUAUUCACGCGGGCAUGAGCUUCAAGUUCCGGAUUGUGCCCAUUACUUUAUGGAAAAUUUACAAAGAUUUUCUGAAACUAAUUAUGUUCCCACAAAGGAUGAUAUUUUAUACGCCCGUAUUCGAACAACUGGCGUCGUUGAAAUCCAGUUCAGCCCAGUUGGAGAGAAUAAAAAGAGUGGUGAAGUAUAUCGCCUUUUUGACGUUGGUGGUCAGAGGAAUGAGAGAAGAAAGUGGAUCCAUCUAUUUGAGGGUGUCACAGCUGUAAUAUUUUGUGCUGCUAUUAGUGAGUAUGAUCAAACUCUGUUUGAGGAUGAAAACAAGAACCGGAUGAUGGAGAGCAAAGAACUUUUUGAGUGGGUUCUGAAACAACCAUGUUUUGAGAAAACAUCAUUCAUGUUAUUUCUCAACAAAUUUGAUUUAUUUGAAAAGAAGGCGCUCAAGGUGCCUCUCAAUGUGUGCAAGUGGUUCAAAGAUUAUGAGCCAAUUUACUCAGGAAAACAAGAGAUUGAGCAUGCAUAUGAGUUUGUCAAAAAGAAAUUUGAAGAGUCAUAUUUCCAGAACACUGCCCCUGAUUGUGUGGACCGGGUAUUUAAAAUCUAUAGAACCACUGCCCUUGACCAAAGGCUUGUAAAGAAGACUUUCAAAUUGGUAGAUGAGACUUUGAGAAGAAGAAACUUGCUUGAAGCAGGGUUGUUGUGAUCCUCUACAGCUUCAUCACAAUUUAUAAAUGUGGAUAUUUGGAAAGACGCAUGGAAUUGAUGACAUGGUUUUAGAUAAAAUUUGCUCUUGGCAUUUGCUACAGAUUAUUCAAAGUGUUGUUCAGUCUGUCACAUAAAAAAGUUGAUUCUUUUUAUAACCCGCCUUCUCAAUUCCUUAACAACCUAUUGGGACUUGCAAUGAGAAGGAAUUAAAAAAACUCACUUUAUUUCGGUGUUCAUUACUGUAACUAUAUUUAUAACAGGAUCUUUGUAAGAGUUGUAUAUGAACUGCAUCCGCUAUACUACAUUUGUGUGCAUUUAAAUCCCUUUCAUGUCGAGCACUGUUCUUAAGUUAUACAUCCACAAUCUUAACUAUUUACUCUGUAUAUUAUACAUACAUUCGUACUGCUGUAAUUGUGCUACUGCUUCUGAUGGUAUUCUUGUUUAUGACUUAUGAGCCGUCAAAUAAUGC
This is a messenger RNA of Cuscuta epithymum, 2199 nucleotides long. Lineage: Eukaryota; Viridiplantae; Streptophyta; Magnoliopsida; Solanales; Convolvulaceae. The record is from the annotation of a GenBank genome assembly.